AUGUUCAAGAAGCUCAAAGCCACAACAUCAAGCCUUGCAACCAAUGUUAAGGAUAAGGUCGAUAAUGUAAAGGAUAAGGUCACUGAUAAGGAGAAGAUAACAUAUGUAGUUCAACCAUUGGACUCUAAUCAUAUAAAGGGUGGCUUCGUCGUAGCCAUUGGUAGUAACCAAGAGAAUCAAAUGGCGUUGGGUGCCAAGCCUGUUGUCCAACUCAAGACUCCCACUGGACUACCCUGCUCAUAUCCCCUCAACGUCGCAUAUGUUGCUGCUGGUGCCGAUCACAUCUACUUUGUAUCCAAGGAUGGCAAGCUAUACUAUACAGGCUCGAACAAGUUUGGUCAGUUGGGUUCGAUGAAUGCCAGCAGCGCAGACAGUGCAUUGCAGAAUACAAACACCAAGGUCAGCAAGGCGAAGCAUGUAUUCGCUGGAGCAUAUCAUACAACAUUCCUUUCGGAUAAGGGAGAGCUAUUGAUCAGUGGCAAGGGCGACCUCAAUGGAACCUCGAGCGAUGAGAACAAGUACACUCCCAACCCAGUGCCAGCACUGUCCAACAAGAAGGUCACUCUCUACGCCACUGGUAACAGACAUUCAGUUGCAGUUGAUGAGCUUGGAAACCUAUUUGCAUGGGGCAGAGGCGAUCUUUUGGGCAUUGGAAGCUUCAUUGUCGUCAAGAAGAUCACCACGUUCAAGUAUGAGCCAGUGUCAGUCGACUGUGCCACAUUCCUCACCUACAAGAUCAAGCAGAUUGCUUGUGGAGAUGAGCACACUGUUGCCUUGUUGCAGAAUGGAAGUAUAUUCGCAUGGGGAAGAGGUGAGGAUGGACAGCUUGGCCAUGGCGUCAAGGAGACAAGACAUUCGCCUAUACAUAUUGAUUCACUGCAGCCAUACAAGAUAACAUCGAUCUCCUGUGGAAUGAACAGCUCUGCCGCCAUCACCACGGACAAUGACUGUUACGUUUGGGGACACUACUUUGCACCAAAGAUGACACCAGAGUUGCUUUCUUCAUCCGGCACACCAAUACGUAAUGUUCAACAGAUAUCACAGAGUGGAUAUUAUAACAUUGUACUUGCUGAACAAAAUGACAUAUACACAUUCGGAGCUGACUACAAGGUGGCAACUGAGGCCAUGUGGAACCCAACCAAGCUGAAGUUUGACGAUCCAUUCAUCUUGACCAAGAAGGUCACUCAAGUCGUAGCCUCUCAAUCAAACUAUUAUUUGAUUGUUUAUGAGGGUUCCGCCAUCGAUAACAAAGUACAGGGUCUUGACUAUGGACAGGCAUUGUCCAAGAAGGAUAUGAAGAGUGCACCAGCAGUUGAGAUGUCACAACAACAAAAGAACCUGAACUCAUUGCUUGGAGCACGAGCCAAGCCCACUACAAGAGCCAGCUCGACCUCCACCACAUCGACCACCUCCACCGCCUCCACCAAGGUGGACCUCAGUGACAUUGGCAAUCGUAUUGCCAACAUUGAAAUUGACCACGACUCUGACAAUGAUGAAGAAGAUGAUGAAGAUGUCCUCUAA
Molecule: messenger RNA, 1521 nt
Organism: Acytostelium subglobosum LB1
Lineage: Eukaryota; Evosea; Eumycetozoa; Acytosteliales; Acytosteliaceae
Exons: 6
Coding region: 1-1521 (506 amino acids)
Source: RefSeq, a predicted model, not a curated record